Bactrocera dorsalis (oriental fruit fly) is the source of this 600-nucleotide messenger RNA. RefSeq lists its product as uncharacterized. NCBI's taxonomy places the organism in Eukaryota, Metazoa, Arthropoda, Insecta, Diptera, Tephritidae. Bases 1 to 600 code for a protein of 199 amino acids. The transcript is spliced from 2 exons. The record is from RefSeq and is a predicted model, not a curated record.
AUGUUAAAUAGCGAAGGUCCACCGCAAAAAGAUGUUAACGGCUGGAAAAAGGUAUGGUCCGAUUGGAAAGGGUGCAUCAGGAAGAAAAUCGCCCACAACAAGAAUGAAAGCAGAGCCACUGGAGGAGGGCAAUUUAAUAAAUUUACCCUGACCCCCAGUGAGGAAGAAAUUGCACGAAUCUGUGGGAUAUACACGGCGGUGGAAGGCAUUGGAAAUAGCGCUGCAUUUGGAGUGAACGUUAACGAUGACGAAAACAAUUCUUUGGAUGGAAUUUUAUGUAUUGAAGAAAUUUCCAGCGGCGGACCAAAGUCCACACCACGCAAACGACGGCAUGAGGACAAUGUACAAGAUUGCCUCAAGAAGCACAUGGCAGCAGAAGCAGGUGCAGUUGAGAAGAUAUCCAAUACAUUGGAUCUUCUCACUGCGAAUAUGGAUAAAUUGACAAAAUUAGUCGAGAAACAAAACCAGCUUAUAGCCGAACAAAACGACGAUCGUCGAAAAUAUUAUCUGGCCAAGCAAGAAAGCUUGAUGGCUAAAAAUGUUAUUAAGCAAAAGAUGCUUGAAAUAGAAGAAAUCCGAGUACAAAGGGAAUUUUUUUAA